AAGAAAAAUAGUACUAGUACUGAGAAUAAUGAAAACUACAAAAAUUUGCAUAUAUUGGAUCUUUUUGUUCAAAAGCGACGUGGAUGUCUGCUGACUAAACAUAUCAAAUCAUCAACAGAAAAUAAAUCACAACAUAUUAGCACUAGAAAUAGUACAAUCAAUUCAACUGAUCCAAAUUUAUAUAAACGUCAAAAAACUCUAUUAAAUAUCCUUAACAACAAUGCUAAUAUAAUUGAUAACAUUUUUAUCAAAGCAACUCAUGAUAUGAAAGAACAUGUUACUAAAUAG
This is a messenger RNA of Racocetra persica, 288 nucleotides long. NCBI's taxonomy places the organism in Eukaryota, Fungi, Glomeromycota, Glomeromycetes, Diversisporales, Gigasporaceae. The record is from the annotation of a GenBank genome assembly.